GGGGAAGGACCGGAACUCCGGGCGGGCGGCUUGUUGAUAAAAUGGCGGCAGGAGCUGCCUGGGCUUCUCGAGGAGGCGGUGGGGCCCACACCCGGAAGAAGGGUCUCUUUUCAGGCUAGUGCGGCGGCCGCUGCGGACCCGGAAGUCCGGGCCGGUUGCUGAAUGAGGGGAGCCGGGCCCUCCCCGCGACAGUCCCCCCGCGCCCUCCGCCCCGACCCGGGCCCCGCCAUGUCCUUCUUCCGGCGGAAAGUGAAAGGCAAAGAACAAGAGAAGACCUCAGAUGGCAAGUCAAUUAAAGCUUCAAUAUCUGUACAUUCCCCACAAAAGAGCACUAAAAAUCAUGCCUUGCUGGAGGCAGCAGGACCAAGUCAUGUUGCAAUCAAUGCCAUUUCUGCCAACAUGGACUCCUUCUCAAGUAGCAGGACAGCAACACUUAAGAAGCAGCCAAGCCACAUGGAGGCUGCUCAUUUUGGUGACCUGGGCAGAUCUUGUCUGGACUACCAGACUCAAGAGACCAAAUCCAGUCUUUCAAAGACUCUUGAACAAGUCUUACAUGACACAGUUGUCCUCCCUUAUUUCAUUCAAUUCAUGGAACUUCGGAGAAUGGAGCAUUUGGUUAAAUUUUGGUUAGAGGCUGAAAGUUUUCACUCUACGACUUGGUCUCGAAUAAGAGCACACAGUCUGAACACAGUGAAGCAGAGCUCAUUGGCCGAACCUGUCUCUCCAUCUAAAAAGCACGAAACUACAACGUCUUUUAUAACUGAGUCUCUUGACAAGAGAUUGGAGGAUUCUUGCUCAGCCCAGUUGCUUAUGACUCAAUCAGAAGGAAUUGACGUGAAUAACAGAACUAGCAACAUUCAGAAUCACUUGCUGCUUUCCCGGGAAUGUGACAGUGCCCAUUCUCUCCAUCUUGAAAUGGCCAGAACAGGAACUCAUCAACUUUCCAUGGAAACCCAAGAAUCCUCCUCCAGACUUCUAGUAGCCAGUAGAAAUAGUCCCUCUUCACCACUAAAGGACUUAUCAGGAAAAUUAAUGAAAAGCAUAGAACAAGAUGCAGUGAAUACUUUUACCAAAUACAUAUCUCCAGAUGCUGCUAAACCAAUACCGAUUACAGAAGCAAUGAGAAAUGACAUCAUAGCAAAGAUUUGUGGAGAAGAUGGACAGGUGGACCCCAACUGUUUUGUUGUGGCACAGUCCAUAGUCUUUAGUGCAAUGGAGCAAGAGCACUUUAGUGAGUUUCUGCGAAGUCACCAUUUCUGUAAAUACCAGAUUGAAGUGCUGACCAGUGGAACUGUUUACCUGGCUGACAUUCUCUUCUGUGAGUCAGCCCUCUUUUAUUUCUCUGAGUACAUGGAGAAAGAGGAUGCAGUGAAUAUCUUACAGUUCUGGUUGGCAGCAGAUAACUUCCAGUCUCAGCUGGCUGCCAAGAAGGGCCAGUAUGAUGGACAGGAGGCACAGAAUGAUGCCAUGAUUUUAUAUGACAAGUACUUCUCCCUCCAAGCCACACAUCCUCUUGGAUUUGAUGAUGUUGUGCGAUUAGAAAUCGAAUCCAAUAUCUGCAGGGAAGGUGGGCCACUCCCUAACUGUUUCACAACUCCAUUACGUCAGGCCUGGACGACCAUGGAGAAGGUCUUUUUGCCUGGCUUUUUAUCCAGCAAUCUUUAUUAUAAAUAUUUGAAUGAUCUCAUCCAUUCGGUUCGAGGAGAUGAAUUUCUGGGAGGGAACGUUUCACUGGCUGCUCAUGGCUCUGUCGGCCCUCCUGAUGACUCUCACCCAGGCGGUUCCGAUGGCUCAGCUUCUCAGUCCAGUAUGAAAAAAGCCAGUGUUAAAAUUCUGAAAAAUUUUGAUGAAGCGAUCAUUGUGGAUGCUGCCAGUUUGGAUCCAGAAUCUUUGUAUCAGCGGACAUAUGCAGGGAAGAUGACAUUUGGAAGAGUAAGUGACUUGGGGCAAUUCAUCCGAGAAUCUGAGCCUGAACCUGAUGUAAAGAAAUCAAAAGGAUCCAUGUUCUCACAAGCUAUGAAGAAAUGGGUGCAAGGAAAUACUGAUGAGGCCCAAGAAGAGCUAGCUUGGAAGAUUGCUAAAAUGAUAGUCAGUGAUGUUAUGCAACAGGCACAAUAUGAUCAGCCCUUAGAGAGGUCUACAAAGCUAUGACUCAAGACCUGAGAUAAAGGAAAUCUGCUUUUGAAAAAUAAGAGAACUUUUUUCCUUUGGUUGGAUUCUUCAACACAGCCAAUGAAGACAAAGCACUGUAUUUCUUUUCACGAAUAUAUCACUGUUGUUCCCAAGAAAGAAUGGCAGACAAUCCUAGACUUCCAUCCUAAGCAGAGUGACAUGUAGACAUUUGCUGCACAUGAUGUUCACACAGUGAAAGUCAUAAAGAGACAAAGUGGUAUUGUUUACAUUACUAGAAAACUAAUAGCUUUCCAAUGGCAAUAACCCAUUUACGAAACAAUUUUAGCCCACUGGAAUAGACAGGGACCACAUACUGUGGGAGGCAGACAAGCGCAGAGCGGAUACUCGAUGCCCAUUCUGUAGCGGUAACCCAUCCCUAAAAGUAUCAUAAAGCAGGUACCAGAAGUGCUUUGCUUUGGCCUCCUAAACCAACAGGUGAGUCAGCCCCUCCGAGAGCCAGGCAGCUCAGGGAGGCAGCGUGGUGCUAGCGGGUUGUUUUCCUUCAGCGGCAUUGUGCAUUCGCAGAGGCAUUAAUUUGGAAGGAAGCCAGCUGAUAGGUCAUCUCAGUGACAUUGUCCUUCCCUGUGGUGACAGCAUACACUUUUUACAUUUUAAUUGCUCCUAAAAUGCAAAUGCAGUAUACUGAAAACCAGGCUCUCCCCUGCUAACAAAAAAGAGAAGUCUCCUUUGCUUUGCGCAUCAGGACUUGCUCUUCUGGAAUACUCCUCCAGGUUACUUCACUUUCCCUUCAGAAUACGUGUGGGAAGGAAUGUACAGUAGCAGUCACUCCCGUUUCCCCUGUGGUACCUUGAACAAAAUGUUUGUUCCCAGACUACUCGGUUUUUGUUUUGUUUCUUCUUUUUUCUUUCUUUUUUUUUUUUUUUUUUUUUUUUUUUUUUUGUAAAUUAAGAAUAUUGACAAGCAAGGGUUGGGGGCGGGAAGAGCACCCAGCCUCGGCUGCCUCCCCCUUCUCCGCUGUGCAGUUGGUGGCCUUUUUGCUUUCUGUCUUUCGGAUAGUAGGCGGCCCCCUGCCUGCCCUUCCACUCAGCCGGCUACCGGGUCCGGACCUCGCCGCCGUCAGCAGGCCCGCCCCAUUGGCGAGCACACUCCACUGGCCAGACGGUGCCAACGCCUCCUCGCUGCGCGUGACUGUUUGAGGGGAAGGAACGUUCUCUUAGGCGUUACUGCUUUUGCUCAGACUUUGCAAAAAAGAAAACAGAAAAAGAUAUAUAGAUAUAUAUAUAUAAAUAUAUAAUUAUUAAUCACCUCUGUCCUUGAGAAAGUCUUGAAUGAAUAGAGAUUUUAUUCCAUUGCAAUAUUUGAUUGUAUAGAGGCACACUGUUUCAUCGACAGAAGAAGCAAAAGGCUGUGUAUAAGUUUUUGGUACUGUGUACCACCACUGUUAUUCUUCUAAAGCGAAGUAUCCAUGUACUUAACCCAUAUUCUAUUUAAUUGUGUUUGAUUUUAAAAAUAUAUAUAUAUAUGAAUUAUAUUUAAAAUGGUGUCAACUUUCUGCUUUCAGGGCACUCGUGGCUCUUCUCCUGAAACGUGUUGAUUCUUCCAAAUAUUUCCAUUUGCUUUACAAAAACCCAGACACGAGCCACUCCUGGACUAAGCCCUGUGUUUGGAGUGAACGGCAUAGACCUGAGGUUUUAUUAGGUGUAUUUGCUGUGACUAACUCGUUUUGUUCUUUUAACACAAUGUUGCCAUCCUUUCACUUUGCUUCAACCUUUAAGUAAGAGAAAAGCAAUAUAAAGGUCAUAGAAUAAAAUGUGGUUUUGGGUGA
This is a messenger RNA of Herpailurus yagouaroundi (jaguarundi), 3958 nucleotides long. RefSeq names its product A-kinase anchoring protein 10 (gene AKAP10). NCBI's taxonomy places the organism in Eukaryota, Metazoa, Chordata, Mammalia, Carnivora, Felidae. The record is from RefSeq and is a predicted model, not a curated record. Gene Ontology annotation, biological process: intracellular protein localization. Gene Ontology annotation, molecular function: protein kinase A binding. The transcript has 15 exons. The coding region runs from base 163 to 2151 and encodes 662 amino acids. Gene Ontology annotation, cellular component: plasma membrane; mitochondrion.